This is a messenger RNA of Periophthalmus magnuspinnatus, 1052 nucleotides long. It is a transcript of the gene fgfbp2a, whose product is annotated as fibroblast growth factor binding protein 2a. The record is from RefSeq and is a predicted model, not a curated record. Gene Ontology annotation, molecular function: growth factor binding. The coding region runs from base 67 to 699 and encodes 210 amino acids. Lineage: Eukaryota; Metazoa; Chordata; Actinopteri; Gobiiformes; Gobiidae. Gene Ontology annotation, biological process: cell-cell signaling. The transcript has 2 exons.
CGCAAAUAAAUAGCUGGGAGGAUCAUUACCUCGAGCAGUCUAACUCUCCAACUUCGAAGUGACAACAUGUGGACCCAAGCCAGCUCCCUUCUCCUGCUGCUUUUUGCUUGCUGCUUCUGUGCAACCAACGCUCAAGACCGGAGGCAAAACAUCUGGAAUGAUCCGAUAACAUUCAACACAAAAACAAAGGACAAAUGUACUAUGGUAAUUACUGGGCAAGGGGAGUACACCAAGCUCAAGUUGUCCUGCCAGGGUCCAAAAAGAUCCUAUUGGUGCGAGUAUGUCGGUAAACCGUACUUGUGUGGCUCUUUCAACAAAAACCCUCGCCACUACUUCGUCCAGAUGAUGUGGGGUUUGCGAAAGCUCAAUAACGCCUGCCAAGCUCCGAGGGUCAUCAAGCCCCACAUGUGCCGAAAAGCGACCGACGAAUCGCAGAUGGUGUUCUCCUCGGCUUCGUUUCCACGGCAACCGGAAAGACAAAAGGAAGCGAGUCAAGCAAGGGUGCAGCAAAGGCCCGUUCCGACCAGACCGGCGUGGCGCAGGUAUCCGGAGAGCGGGCCCAUAAGGGAGAUGCAGAGGAGCGGGCACAAGGAACCAGCUCCCACGUCCGAGUCGCACAAGAAGAGGAUGGCAAGGCUCUACUGUUGGAAGUCAAUGCAAGGAGUCUGUGCCUAUGUCAUCGGGCUGUUUAGGGAGUAGGAGACAGCUCCAAAGUCAUUGACCAUGCUGGGAGGACUACAGCGCUCUCUUCAGGGGGGUUGAAGCAUGACUGGGACUGUUCCAAACUAAAUGGUCUGACUCCCUGUUCUUCUAACCAGCCAAGCACGCACCGUAUACAACCACCAUCCACUAGCUAUCCACACAAAGCAAAGCACACCCGCAGAAGACCUUCUCACUGCAUCGUCACAGCUAUUCUGACCAACGAGGCGAACAGCCAGCCGUCGACACGUAUCUUGUACCAUAUUUGUUUACUUGUAUAUAACUUGUGUAAUCGUUGUGGACACUAUGAAUAAAUGAAAUGUCUUGAAUGAUAUGUUUACAAGGGGUAUUAA